This is a messenger RNA of Lingula anatina, 2157 nucleotides long. RefSeq lists its product as uncharacterized. The record is from RefSeq and is a predicted model, not a curated record. NCBI's taxonomy places the organism in Eukaryota, Metazoa, Brachiopoda, Lingulata, Lingulida, Lingulidae.
CUAAUAAUGUCACACUGUUGAGGCAGAAUGAAAACAAACCCCAUCAAUAUAUAUUUUAAGGCCAUAUUAUUUAAUUUUUCCCGCCUAGCUCAACCCGCAGGAGACUUCAUUGGUCGUAUUUUCAUUGCAUGUAAAAAUGCAAUUUGGAGGAGGCGUGUUUAUACUGUGCGCAUAUUAAAAUCCGGAGACAAUACGAAAGGUAUAGGCCUACACGAAACUAAUAUACAUACCCUACAGAGUAUAAUAUAGACAACAGCAACUAAACCAGUAAAUGAUAACGAUGUUAUUCUCGUGCAGAAAGUCAUCGCCUCUGCUCCUAGUGCCCAGAGCACGAAGAGGUACCUUUUCAUCUCUCAAACCUGUCCCGCACCGUAUUCCCGGCACAUCUGUCUAACCGCGACGUCUCUCAAGAUACCUCUCAGGGCGAGAUGCCAUGCCAGACUACUUAGUCCACAGAUCGUCACUUGGCGGGUCCCUGCACGUUCCUCUGUGGCGCAAAAUCGUACAGAGUUGCGUCAAUAUUUUGCGGUCGUGCUUUCGAACUUCGGAUAACUGUCUCAAGUGUUUGUGCGGCUUUCAAAAGGUUGGACGGAUAUAUGUAGUGAACCCCACCGCAGCACUUUAAUCUGUGUUGUGUGGGACUGUCUACAGACAGCUGUUGGGGAUCGUGUCCUUGUGGAGCCUACGCCUUCUUUUUGUUGUUGACAAGACGUUGGUGGAGCAUCCGUGACGUAAAGUGCUACCUUUGACCUGUGUUGUAUUACAGCCUUGGCAAGAUGGUGUGGAGCUUGUUUUUGUUGUGUCUUGUUACUGCUGUAACAGGUGGUCGCAGUCAGGAGUGCAGCGAUGGCCAGGUCGUAGAGUGUAUGGCCCCAAUGAGACGCUAUUCCCUUGAUGUGCUCUCUGACCUCUUUCCUAGAUACCGGGAGAACGCCCUCAAGGAACUCUGCGACCAUUACGAGGAGUCUGAAGAUUGCUUUAAACCGCUGAAGGAGACGUGUCCGCCAUUGGUGGAGAGGCAGAUUGAUGCCAUGGAGGACGCCUUUGAUUUUCUGUGUGAGGACGGCUUGGAAGAUUACAAAAAGGUAGAGGAAUGUUUCGAAGCAUCUGAAUACAUAGGGGCUACCGACGCGUGCCUGGGGAACUUCUUUGCAACAGUAAACAUAGAGGCGGCAAACGGGGAGUAUCCAACAUGCUUUGAUAUGAGUGCCUUGGUGAAGUGUGGCUAUGAAGCGGCUAAGUACCUGUGUGGAGAGGAGGCGGGCUACUGGCAGUGUAAACAGAGCAAACACGCUCUCAGAGCGCUCUUCAUUGGGAACAGCUCCUGUGCUUUGGACUGUGACCCAGGCAACGAUCCAGCCCCAACGAACUCCACUGAUGGCGAGGUGAAGGAACACGAGCCGGCCGAUGGAGAAACAAAAACUGAAAAGGAAAAAGAUAAAGAAAAAGAAAGUGAACAUAACAAAGAAAAGAAACAAGAACACGAUCAGGAAAACGAAAAGGAUAAAGACGACGAGAAAAGUACCUAUACAUUGGAGGAUAACUCUAGUAGUAGGGAAGAGGUGGAUACCGGAAGUACAGUAGAAAAUGGUGAUUUCAAAGCCGUGCACCGAAACGAGGAAAGUGAAGAACAAGGCAAUGACACAGGGAUUCUAGUCGGUGUCAUGGGCGGCAUUCUGAUCGUUGGAAUGAUAAUUGUAAUCAUUGGAUUCUGCAGAUACCGAGCUAAAAAACGAGGACGUCUCGACGAGCAGCCAAUAGUCAACGACGCCCGUUAUUCUGCAUCAGUGCCGUCUAUCGUCCCCGUUACUGGACCCAGUAGCGUUCUGUUCGUUGCACCUACAGCACGCGGUCAAACAAGACGCGAGGGGGCGCAGUUAGUUAACGGACAAGGAGGAGCAGCUUCGUACGGCGGAACUGUGUCUGAAAGAGUAGAUGCACAGAAUGCUCACAAUGCGAAUGUGUCUGCGUAUAUCUAAUAUGGGUACAUGACUACUUUAACAUUGUUUAUAUCUCUAGCAGUAUUAUGUCCAUGUUGUCUGUGGUGUAGAUACAAUAAUGGUACCGAACUGGUCACGAAAUGAAAGCAGUGACGUGGGGGAUUUGAAACAACUCUAUGGGUGUAUUCCCAGAGAUUUAGAUCGAUCCAGAGAUUAA